UGACUCAAGGCUGGGCUAGAGAAGAAGGCAGCCCCAGAAGGAAAGUGCUGGAGCCCCCCCAGGCUUUCUUGGGAUCUCCUUUCACUGGCUGAGGGCAAAGAGCAACUGGGCGAUGGGUGCAGGUGCGAGUGCAGAGGCAAAGCACUCCCGGGAGCUGGAGAAAAAGCUCAAGGAAGAUGCCGAGAUAGAUGCCAGGACAGUUAAGCUGUUGCUUCUUGGAGCUGGAGAAUCGGGCAAAAGCACCAUAGUCAAGCAAAUGAAAAUUAUCCACAAGGAUGGUUACUCUUUAGAGGAGUGCUUGGAAUUCAUCUCUAUUAUCUACAGCAACACACUGCAGUCCAUGCUGUCCAUUGUGAGGGCAAUGAGCACACUGAACAUCCAAUAUGGAGACACAGCCAGGCAGGAUGAUUCCCGCAAGUUACUGCACUUAGCAGACACCAUUGAAGAGGGCACCAUGCCUAAGGAGAUGUCUGACAUCAUUGGUCGACUCUGGGAAGAUACGGGCAUCCAGGCCUGCUUUGAUAGAGCCUCAGAGUACCAACUGAAUGAUUCGGCUGGCUAUUACCUGAAUGACUUGGCACGGUUGGUGACUCCUGGAUAUGUCCCCACAGAGCAGGAUGUUCUCCGCUCUAGAGUUAAGACAACAGGGAUCAUUGAAACCCAGUUUUCCUUCAAGGAUCUCCACUUCAGGAUGUUUGACGUUGGAGGCCAGCGCUCAGAACGCAAGAAGUGGAUCCAUUGCUUCGAAGGAGUCACCUGCAUCAUCUUCAUUGCUGCUCUCAGCGCCUACGAUAUGGUCCUGGUGGAAGACGAUGAAGUGAAUCGCAUGCAUGAGAGCUUGCACCUCUUCAACAGUAUCUGCAAUCACCGAUACUUUGCCAUCACUUCCAUUGUUCUUUUUCUCAACAAGAAAGAUGUUUUCCAGGAAAAGAUCAAGAAGGCCCACCUCAGCAUGUGCUUCCCUGAUUAUGACGGGCCCAAUACAUAUGAAGAUGCAGGUGCCUAUAUCAAAGUCCAGUUCCUGGAACUGAAUAUGAGAAGGGAUGUGAAGGAAAUCUACUCGCAUAUGACCUGUGCCACUGACACAGAAAACGUCAAGUUUGUCUUUGAUGCGGUCACUGACAUCAUAAUCAAGGAGAAUCUGAAGGAUUGUGGCCUCUUCUGA
Molecule: messenger RNA, 1165 nt
Organism: Candoia aspera
Lineage: Eukaryota; Metazoa; Chordata; Lepidosauria; Squamata; Candoiidae
Gene: GNAT1
Product: G protein subunit alpha transducin 1
Exons: 8
Coding region: 113-1165 (350 amino acids)
Biological process (GO): adenylate cyclase-modulating G protein-coupled receptor signaling pathway
Cellular component (GO): heterotrimeric G-protein complex
Molecular function (GO): GTPase activity; GTP binding; G protein-coupled receptor binding
Source: RefSeq, a predicted model, not a curated record